GUCACAAAACUAACUACAUAAAGUCAAACCGAACACUGUAAACUGUAUUAGUGGUUUUUUGUGUUUCUCACACACAACUUAAUCCAUAAGGUUUAUCAAACAACUACAAAGUAUUCUCACCAUGAACUCAAUCAUGCGUCUUCGUUGUGUCAUGUUAUUUGCAAUUUUUUCCUUUGGUCUCAUCAUUUCAUUACAUGCUGCGUCACCCCCAAGGACAUCUUCCCCGGAUACGCCUCCCUCGAAGCGUCAUAAGUCCUCCGAGGAGGCAGGCAACGAGGAGGCAGGCAACGAGGGGGUGGGGGACGAGGGGGUGGGUGACGAGGUUGAGGAGGAAAAGGAUGAGAAGGACGAGGAUGAGGAGGAUAGGCCCUUGGAUGAAAAUGCCAUUGACGAGGGUUUGAACAGUUAUGACCCGAUAACAAGUCUUCAAUGUAGGCUUAUUGAACCUUAUUUAUAUAAAUGUUUUCAAAAAGAUGAGAAAACUGAUGGUUUUAACUCACAUGAAUUUCAUCCAUUCUAUGCUGAUGUCGUCGAAGAUGCACAAAAAUUAAUAAUAGCCGGCAAAGAUGGCGACGCAAGCGAAAAGUUAAUCACUGCAACACAAGCUAUGGUGGUUCUCGAAGAAGUCGACUGUGCGGAUGUGCUCGAAGACAAAGAAGCAGUGGAUAGUAUGUGGGAAAAUUGGCAUGAUGACACAGUCACAGUCCAAGAAAAAGAGGGUUGUUGA
Molecule: messenger RNA, 727 nt
Organism: Adelges cooleyi (spruce gall adelgid)
Lineage: Eukaryota; Metazoa; Arthropoda; Insecta; Hemiptera; Adelgidae
Exons: 4
Coding region: 122-727 (201 amino acids)
Source: RefSeq, a predicted model, not a curated record